CACGCCGACGACUCCAACCGCCAAGGGGAGGAGUCGCAGGGUUUUUGCGUCAUAGGAUGAAGCAGAAGACCCUGCGCCUCCUCGCUUUGGCGGUUGAAGCAUGGAGUCGUCGGCGUGCCAAUGGCGGCGGUUGCCUGGCGGCCCGAGCCUGAGGCCCCUGACGGCGCCGGAGUACGGCGUCCCCCGGGAGCAGCAGCUGCAGGCCCUGCAGGACCUGACCCGGGCCCACCUCCAGUCCUUCGACUUCGCCGUCGGGAACGGGCUCCUCAGGGCAGUGCAGGCCAUUCCACCUUUGGAGCUUGCUUUUAAGAACGACCGGCUCACUUUGGCCAUUACAGGAGCCGUCAUCAGCCCUCCUAUGGUUCCCAAAGGGACUAUAUGCAAAGAGAUGAAAAUUUACCCAGCCGAAUGCAGGGGACGCAGAAGCACCUAUCGUGGAAAAUUAGUGGCUGAUAUCAGCUGGAGCGUGAAUGGCAUUUCUAAAGGGGUUAUUAAACAAUCCCUUGGCCAUGUUCCAAUCAUGGUGAAGUCCCAACUCUGCAAUCUCCAUGGUCUUUCUCCUAAAGCACUCAUUGAACACCACGAGGAGGAAGAGGAAAUGGGAGGCUAUUUCAUAAUUAAUGGUAUAGAAAAAGUGAUCAGAAUGAUCAUUAUGCCAAGACGCAACUUUCCUAUUGCAAUGAUAAAGCCAAAAUGGAAAUCUAGAGGUUCUGGUUACACACAAUAUGGCAUCUCAAUGCGUUGUGUUAGAGAAGAACACACAGCAAUUAACAUGACCCUCCAUUACCUUGAAAGUGGCACCGUGAUGGUGAACUUCAUCUAUCAGAAGGAGUUGUUCUUUCUUCCAUUAGGAUUUGUAUUAAAGGGAUUGGUUGGUUUCUCAGAUUUCCAAAUUUUUCAGGAGUUGAUCAAAGGGAAAGAGGAUGAUACAUUCUACAAGAACUGUGUGUCUCAGAUACUGAGGGUGUUAUCAGAAGAGGGCUGCAUGACACAAAAGCAGGUCCUGAUCUACCUGGGGCAGCGCUUCAGAGUGAAACUGAACCUUCCUGAGUGGUGCCCCAGUGAGCAAGUUGGAGAGUUCCUUUUCGAACAAUGUAUCUGCAUACAUCUGAAAUCCAAAGUUGAGAAGUUCUACUUGCUUUGUCUCAUGACCCGGAAGCUAUUCACUUUAGCCAAAGAAGGUUGCAUGGAAGAGAAUCCGGACAGCUUAAUGAAUCAAGAGGUGCUCACAUCAGGACAACUUUACCUCAUGUUUUUAAAGGAAAAAAUUGAAGUCUGGCUACAGUCUAUUAAAAUAGCCUUAGAGAAGAAAGCUCAGAAGUCAAAUUUACCUUUUAAUUCAGAAAGCAUGUCGAAGAUUCUAGGCAGGGGAACAGAUCUUACAAGGAUGCUAGAAUAUCUCCUUGCUACAGGGAACCUUCGCUCUAAAAGCGGUCUGGGCAUGCUGCAGAAUUCUGGUCUGUCCAUUAUCGCAGACAAGCUGAACUUCAUUCGCUAUCUCUCCCACUUCCGCUGUGUGCACAGAGGUUCUGCUUUCCUCAAGAUGAGAACCACAACUGUGCGUAAACUAUUGCCAGAGUCCUGGGGUUUUCUUUGUCCUGUCCACACCCCUGAUGGUGAGCCCUGCGGUUUGAUGAAUCACAUGACAGCCCCGUGUGAAAUAGUAACACACUGUUCAUACACAACCUCCCUGCCAUCUUUGCUUUGCUCUUUAGGAGUCACUCCAGCCGAUGGUAUUUCCAGCCAGCCCUACUCUCAGUGUUACCCAGUUGUUUUAGAUGGAUCUCUGGUAGGUUGGAUAGAGGAAGAUCUGGCUCCUGGCCUUGUGGAGACACUCCGGCACUGUAAGGCAAUGCAGGAGAAGAAAAUUCCAGUUUGGACAGAGGUGGUCCUUAUCCCAAUGACAGGUAAACCCAGCCUGUACCCAGGGCUCUUCAUUUUCACUACCCCUAGUAGGAUGAUGCGCCCUGUACGAAACCUAGCCCUGGGGAAAGAGGAAUGGAUUGGCACAAUGGAGCAGGUUUUCAUGAACAUUGCUGUAUUGGAGAAUGAAAUUGAACUUGGACUGACCACUCACCAGGAACUCUUUCCCCACAGCAUGUUAAGUGUGGUAGCAAAUUUCAUUCCAUUCUCUGAUCACAAUCAGAGUCCAAGAAAUAUGUACCAGUGUCAAAUGGGCAAGCAAACAAUGGGUUUUCCUCUUCUGACAUUCCCCUAUAGGUCAGAUGAUAAACUCUACCGGCUUCAAACCCCUCAAAGCCCGUUAGUUCGGCCAGCCAUGUAUGAUCAUUAUGACAUGGACUCUUACCCAACUGGUACAAAUGCAAUUGUUGCUGUGAUCACCUAUAGUGGCUAUGACAUGGAAGAUGCAAUGAUUCUGAACAAGUCUUCGUGGGAAAGAGGGUUUGGCCAUGGAAGUAUCUAUAAGACUGAUCGCAUUGACCUAGCAGAAAAAAUCAAGCAAGGAGAAGACAAUCUGGUGUUUGGGAUUGGUCCUGACAGAGCAGUAACUUUACAGAAUCUCGAUGCUGAUGGCCUGCCCCCCAUAGGAACCAAACUUCAAUACGGGGACCCUUACUAUAGCUAUUUGAAUCUCAACACAGGGGAAAGCUUUGUGACAUAUCACAAAAAUAUGGAAGUCUGUGUUGUGGAUAACAUUAAAGUUUGUAGUAAUGACAUUGGAACUGGACGAUUCAAGUGUGUGUGCAUCACUCUGCGAGUCCCCCGAAAUCCUACAAUAGGGGACAAGUUUGCUAGCCGGCAUGGACAGAAGGGCAUCCUGAGCCGGCUGUGGCCAGCUGAGGACAUGCCGUUUACAGAAAGUGGAAUGGUGCCAGACAUCCUCUUCAACCCUCAUGGCUUCCCAUCCCGAAUGACCAUUGGCAUGUUAAUUGAGAGUAUGGCAGGGAAGUCUGCAGCACUGCAUGGACUUUGUCAUGAUGCCACCCCUUUCACAUUUUCUGAAAAGAACUCUGCUGUGGAAUACUUUGGCAAGAUGUUAAAGGCUGGGGGCUACAAUUACUACGGGACAGAAAGAAUGUACAGUGGUGUAUCAGGAGUAGAGCUUGAAGCUGACAUUUUUAUUGGUGUUGUCUACUACCAGCGCCUUAGGCACAUGGUCUCUGACAAGUUCCAGGUGAGGACCACAGGAGCCAGAGAUAAAGUCACCAACCAACCACUUGGAGGAAGGAAUGUUCAGGGUGGCAUCCGCUUUGGAGAGAUGGAACGGGAUGCUUUGUUGGCUCAUGGAACGUCCUUCUUGCUGCAUGAUCGCCUCUUCAACUGCUCCGAUCGUUCAGUGGCCCAUGUUUGUGUCCAGUGUGGCAGCCUGCUUUCUACUCUAUUAAAACCUCCGCCUGUGUGGUCCACCACACGUAUCAGGCAACAUAUUUGUACCCUUUGCAAUAGGAAUGACACCAUUGAAACUGUUGCAGUUCCUUACGUCUUCCGUUGUUUUGUGGCAGAAUUGGCUGCCAUUAAUGUCAAAGUGAAACUUGAUGUGAAUUAGUUCUGGCAGUAUAAACUAUGCUUAACUCUCAGAGAGUUAACAAGUAUGUUUCUCCUGUGGAGCCUUUUGAAAAGGGCUGUUAAUCCGUUAUGAAUAGUAAAAUUAAGAUAUAGUUUAUUAAACAACUCUUUAGAGACAAGGUGGAAUUCUGCUUAGCAGUGUCCAACUACAAAAAAUAGACUCCAGGGGCACAUGAUAUAAUUAAUGGAGUUACUAGAGCAGUUCUUGGGAUUUCAUGUGAAUGAUUGAAAGCUGACCUUUUAAAAGCACAUUUGCUUUGCCAGUUUGGAGAGUGAAAUAACUUCUCUUUCAUGCUGUAUGGGCUCUCAGUGAUGGUAAUUGAUGCUCACAACAGAAACACCAAAGGGACAAAUCAAAGGUCAUGAGAAGACAGUCUGAAGUCUGCAAUAGAGCAUGUGUCCUUUAUGCUUUAAAACAGUUGCUUAUUAUACAGAAAAUGACUUUGGGUUACAACUCCACAAGCAUCCCUGUACGGGCAGAAAUUUUCCUCCCUUUUGUCCCCUGCCACACAACUGAGGAGUGCAGCCAUUGUCUGGAUGGAAAGAAUUUGCUUUGUGUUGAUGUUCUGAACACAUGACAGAUACCAAAGAAUCUCGUCAUGCUUUUUCCUUACAUUCUGAGGUCACUUCACUUUUUAUUCAUUUCAGGCAAACAUACCAUUCCUGAGCUUGUGGGGCAGGAUAGUUGCACCUCCAACCUCACAUCAGAUAGUGACUCCUUAUUUUCAUCCAGGUAACUUCUGUGGAAGAACUUACCAGGAGGCCCAUCCACUAUUGCUCCAUUACAACACAUGUGCAGAAAUUAAAUUUUGAUUGCCGUUUGUUUUAUUUCCUGUUAAACUACCCGGUUUGUGAGUUUUUUGCUUUCAUAAGAUUUGACAUUAAACUUGCUGCUUUUGAAAAUAUUGCUGAAAUGUUGCUGCAUCUUGGCUGUGACUCCCCACAGGAAAAAAAAAGUUUAUUUUAAUAAAAUCCCAAAUUACACAUAA
Molecule: messenger RNA, 4517 nt
Organism: Sceloporus undulatus (fence lizard)
Lineage: Eukaryota; Metazoa; Chordata; Lepidosauria; Squamata; Phrynosomatidae
Gene: POLR1B
Product: RNA polymerase I subunit B
Biological process (GO): DNA-templated transcription
Cellular component (GO): nucleus; RNA polymerase I complex
Molecular function (GO): DNA binding; ribonucleoside binding; DNA-directed RNA polymerase activity
Source: RefSeq, a predicted model, not a curated record